UAGUGCAAGGGAUCGGAAGAGCAUUAGCAAAUAGCCAAGGAAGAAAACGAACGCCCCACCGCCAGUACACACCCACCCGGCCGCCAUGGUGGUGAGCAAUCACGAGGCGGGAGGACGGCUUGUCCUAGUCGUCGUCGGCCUGAUGCUGAUGACGAGCGCUGCGACGACGACUGAUGGGGACGCCGCCGCCGCCGCCGCCGCCGCCGGGGGGGCUCCUCUCCGCUUGAGCGCCGGCAGCACUACUAACGCGCAGGUCGCUCAAGACGGGAGGCCCGGCAGCUACCCCACCAUUUCCCAGGCGCUGGAGCAUGCGCCUACGCACGAGUACGAGCAUGUGGUCUUCAUCGGCAAGGGCACCUACCCAGAGACCCUGACCAUCACGAGGCCAAACGUGCGCCUCGUCGGCGAAGGCAUCGGCAGGACGAUCAUCACAGGAAACCGAUGCAAACGAACGGGAUAUGAUACCGCAAGUUCUGCAACAGUCAGCGUGCUCGGCCAAGGCUUCAUGGCGCGAGAUCUGACCAUUGAAAAUACCGCCGGCGUGGAUGCGGGCCAAGCUGUAGCUUUGCGGAUGUCGUCUGACAAAUCGGUUUGCUACCGAUGCGAGCUGCGGGGUUUCCAGGACACGCUGUGGGCUGACGCUGGGGACCAGUUCUACCGGAGCUGCAUCAUCACAGGGACGGUCGACUUUAUUUUUGGGAACGCCCGCGCCUAGCUUGUUCCAGGACACCAAGGUCCUCGCGCGUCGUAACGGCCACAACGUCGUCACGGCCCAAGGACGCGACGGGCCUGACCACCGGUCAGGUUUUGUUUUAAUUCCAGGGCUGCUCCGUGGCCGCCGCCGCCGCCGCCGCACAAGACGCGGCAGGAGCGGCCACCACCUUCCUCGGGAGGCCGUGGCGGGACCACAGCCACGUCGUGUUCGUGGACUCCUACUUGGA
This is a messenger RNA of Sorghum bicolor (sorghum), 941 nucleotides long. Its product is annotated as putative pectinesterase/pectinesterase inhibitor 22. The coding region runs from base 86 to 715 and encodes 209 amino acids. Gene Ontology annotation, molecular function: pectinesterase inhibitor activity; pectinesterase activity. The transcript has 3 exons. The record is from RefSeq and is a predicted model, not a curated record. Gene Ontology annotation, biological process: cell wall modification. Lineage: Eukaryota; Viridiplantae; Streptophyta; Magnoliopsida; Poales; Poaceae.